Vitis riparia (riverbank grape) is the source of this 1123-nucleotide messenger RNA. RefSeq lists its product as uncharacterized. The coding region runs from base 148 to 849 and encodes 233 amino acids. The record is from RefSeq and is a predicted model, not a curated record. The transcript is spliced from 10 exons. NCBI's taxonomy places the organism in Eukaryota, Viridiplantae, Streptophyta, Magnoliopsida, Vitales, Vitaceae.
CUACCUGGCGCUUCUCUUCACAUUCACUUUCCCACAAGAGAGAGAAGGAGAAGCUUCUCUCAUUCUCUCUCUGUACACCAUACGUCAGGACUCCCAAGUUUGAACCAUCAUAUCCGGUCUCUACCCUUUGGGGACACUGGGAAUCAUAUGGCCAAUUGGGAGCUGAAGAAGUGUUGCAAUCAUGAACAGGUGGUGUUUCUCACCACAAUCUCCAUAUGCACUGUGGUCAUCCUCGCGCUAUGGAGAACAAUAUUGCUGACACCGUUCAAGCUUGUCACUGUAUUUCUUCAUGAAGCCAGUCAUGCCAUCGCUUGCAAACUAACAUGUGGCCAUGUGGAGGGGAUCCAGGUUCAUGCAGAUGAAGGUGGAACCACACAAACGCGUGGUGGCAUAUAUUGGUUAAUCUUGCCUGCUGGAUACCUCGGAUCAUCAUUUUGGGGAAUGGUCUUGAUAAUUGCAUCCACAAAUGUUCUCACUGCAAAAAUUGCUGCUGGAUGUUUUGCUUUUGCUCUACUUGUUGUACUUUUUGUAGCUAAAAAUUGGACACUCCGGGGACUUUGCAUUGGGUUCAUUAUACUCAUUGCUGUAGUUUGGCUUCUGCAAGAGACAACUGAAGUCCGCAUACUGCGGUACAUCAUUCUGUUCAUCGGUGUAAUGAACAGCUUAUUUUCAGUUUAUGAUAUCUACGAUGAUCUGAUAUCCCGAAGAGUUAACUCUAGUGAUGCUGAGAAGUUUGCGGAAGUUUGUCCUUGCCCUUGUAAUGGCGUAGGUUGGGGUGUUAUCUGGGGGCUCAUCUCUUUCUUGUUUCUUUGUGGAGCCAUGUACCUUGGUCUUGUGAUCUUGUCUUGAGGAGGUUGACAAAUUAGGUUGUGAAUCAUGGCGAGACCAAGGACUUCUUCAUGCUCCAUGCUGCUAUUUAUGGAUGUUGCAUGAUAAUAUUGGAGGUGUCUCUACCAUGCUGAAUUCCAGAGCUUCGAGAUCGUCUCAACAGUGUUAUGAUUGGCAUUGUAGAGUGAAAAAACACAAAAUAGAUUGCAUUGUAUUGAAUUGGGCCAUGAUGAAACACAUGUAUGUUCUGAAUUUUGUUUUUUUUUUAAACGGCUUUUUUAUUAGCAGGAAGAAA